Protopolystoma xenopodis is the source of this 237-nucleotide messenger RNA. The record is from the annotation of a GenBank genome assembly. Lineage: Eukaryota; Metazoa; Platyhelminthes; Monogenea; Polystomatidea; Polystomatidae.
AUGCAAUGGCUUGACUCUAGGGGACACGAGCUUCUUGGUCUCUUGCAGCAAGCUGCGAUGAUUUACCAGCGUUCACGCACUCGCACGAAUGAGUUAGCUCUUAAGCGAGCUGAGGAUAGAUUUUCUGACAUCAACGAGGACUGCAAGAGACGCUGGCUGGCUAAAAUCAAUCGAGAAAUUGAUAGUGUCAUUGAAUGUCGUCUUCCUGGAGAUCGUGAUAUUCGAAGGAGGCGCUGA